This is a messenger RNA of Patiria miniata (bat star), 833 nucleotides long. RefSeq lists its product as uncharacterized. The record is from RefSeq and is a predicted model, not a curated record. Bases 121 to 507 code for a protein of 128 amino acids. Lineage: Eukaryota; Metazoa; Echinodermata; Asteroidea; Valvatida; Asterinidae. The transcript is spliced from 4 exons.
CAAUAAUCCUCAUUUGAGAGAUUUGAAACUUGACGCAACUUCUCAAAGCUCUCGUUAAGGUUACGUCCUGCAGCUCAGUGUAAGAAAUCAAACACAGCUAUAAGACAUCCCGAUACGACUAUGAAGAUGAAGUUGUUCCUCAUUCUUGCAACUCUCCAGAUCUUAAUCGGUAUCGUAACGGCAUUGGAAUGCUACUGGUGUUCGUGGUCAUCAGCAACCGAUGACAUGGCUUCAUGCAAAGACCCAUUCACUACGCCUGAAGCGAUCUCAGUCAAAAACUGCAUUGGCUCCUCCGGUUGUUUGAAAUCCGUUGCGAUGAUGAACGACACAGAGACGAUAAUGAGAGGAUGCUCAACGGAACAGGAAUGCAGCAGUGAAACGUGUACUGGGGAGACGUGUAAUUACUGCUGUACUGACAACAGAUGCAACAGCGCAGGCGCAAUGACCUUUAACCUUCCCAUCAUGCUUAUCUCCCCGAUAUUAAUGCUGGUUUCCAUGAUGAUGUGACAUGUGUAAUUAAGCAUCAUCUUCACAAACGGAACCAACAAUUUUAAUAAACUGAAGCCUAUAAAUAAGCUGAAGCCUAUAAGGCUGUAAAUAAUUUGCUUUUGUUUAAAAUAUAUAAAUAUUUUGCGGUGUAUUCUUAUACUUUAAUUCUGAACAAGAGUAUAAUUGUAUUUUUCCUUGAAGCAGACACUAUAUUUUUUAUACAAAUAAUUAUGGUCCUUUGUUUUUUUAUCAUAUAUUUAUGGUCUUUUGUUUUUUACCACUAAGACCUAGUUCUCUAUAGUGGACAUUUUCUUCGAUUUGAUAUUUUAUUAUUUUUUUUUACU